Molecule: messenger RNA, 951 nt
Organism: Anisakis simplex (herring worm)
Lineage: Eukaryota; Metazoa; Nematoda; Chromadorea; Rhabditida; Anisakidae
Source: the annotation of a GenBank genome assembly
UGAAUUUGAAACUUUCAGAAGCCGUUUACACGAAACGUUCACCGCUGGGAGGCAUACCGAUUCCACCGAAAAAACUGGUUAAUCUGCGUGGAAUCCGCGAAGGUGUUCGUCGUUUUGCUUUUCUUCUGGAGACUUGUAGACCGGGAAGUUUUCCGGAUGCACCCUUAUUGGCCGCUUUAUUGGAUCUGAAGUCACCGAUUCUUGGCAGAGCAGCGCUGAUUUUGGAGUGUGCACAUUUUGUUCAUCGCUGCAAUAAAGGUGAUUGGCCAGAAUGGAUUCGCUCAAGUACAGCGCGUCAGCUGAGUCUUAUGGGCUGUGGUGGUGCAUUGGGGAAUCGUGGAACACCGAGUGCAACCAGACGUAUGCAUAUGAUGCAACGGGCUGCCGGACGAUGCUUCUAUCAUUGGGCGCAUCAGAUUGGAGAUCGUAUUUGUAAAUUAAUGGAGACAGAUGGUGUGAUGAACAGCAAUGAGAAAUCCGAUUCUUUCAACAAACGUACUGAUAUGAAGAAACGUCAGCUGAAACUUCAUGAUGAAUUAGAAGACUUCUUCGAUGAAGGAGUAGUGAAUGACGAUAGCGGUGAGGUGUGCCCUCAGGCACUACUUCUGUUGGCUUGUCUUCUCUUAAACGAGAUAACUGCAUUUCUUCGCGAAACAUUUCAGACAAUACCCCGUUCGAGAGUGAGUAGAACAGCGGCCGGUGCAACCGGAUGGGAGAGGUUGAUGUCACAUCGCCGGUGGUCAAUUCUAUCGAAUACGUUCAAUGCCCAGCAACAGCCAACUAUUACUGGCAGUGUCCAGAGUAUCACUGAUUUGAAUCUCGCUAUUCAUCGUACGCCUCCAAUUUAAGCUAGUGAACGACGUAUCAGUCUUUCGACAAAUGAGGAGGACUCUUCUCCACGUGGCUCGCACGAUACGAUUGAUGAGAUAGGCGUUCAUUCGGAUAAAAAAG